CCGCUCAGUGACUCAAGGGUGGUCUCGUACCAAUACAACUUCAUCAGUCGUAACCUUCCCACCUGGAGAACAGGGCUAAUAAAUAUGGAUAUACUCAGAUAUACCCCGGAGAACUAUCCGCUCCUGACAGAAUCUCAGUUACAAUUCUCCAGUUUAACCAGGGACCCGGAGAAAACCGUGAUGUUGCUUGAACCUGAAUCCCUUGUUAAAUUGGAAACUCUUCUAACAGCAAUAAUCUUCAUCCUUGGUCUUCUUGCCAUUCUUCUCGUCUUCUUUGCAAUAAUGCUCACCAGACUUUGGAGACGAACAGGAUGUAAACAUGCAGAGUCCCCCCUGCACCCCUGCAGGGUAGGAGGGGGGCAGGCUUCCAAUCAUCAGCUGGCAGAUGGUGUCUUCUCUAUCUCUAACCAGGGUUGCAUAAAUAACCCUGUUUGCUGGGCGGGACUACCUACUCCUCCCCCUGUUUAUACAGUACCCAACCUUCCUUACUCUACCACUAUACCCGGAGCCAGACUGUUACCUCACCCCACCUGGAGUUCGUCUGGAGAACCGAACCAGGACUACACUUCAAAUAUUUUCAGAAGGAUUGAGGGUUCGGAGAUAUUAUCAGGAGAACCCAUCUACCAGGAGAUAUCAGAAAAACCUUUUAUUUCCGUCCUUUCACGGAGACACGGAAAUAAUUUUUCAUUUAACAAUCAAGAGAAGGACAUAGAGAAAAAAAAUGAAGAAUUAAGGAUGAAAAACGAAAGUAAAAUUAUAUCAGACGAAGAUAACGUUAAAAAUGACGAAGAUAGUGUGAUCAAAAACGAAAACAUCGUUAAAAAGAACGAUGAAAGAGAACAGAAGGAGGAUAGAAUAAAAUCGAGUGUUGUUUAUGGAGUGAUAACAGCUAAACAGGUUGCAAAGUAUAUUCCUUGCUCACAAACUAGUAUAGUUAGAUAUCAGUAGUUUAUACAAAUAUAUCCUUUCAAUUAUAAUUAUUUAAGAAUCACCCUGUACCAAAGUUAAAUAAAUAUAUUUAU
Eurytemora carolleeae is the source of this 1022-nucleotide messenger RNA. RefSeq lists its product as uncharacterized. NCBI's taxonomy places the organism in Eukaryota, Metazoa, Arthropoda, Copepoda, Calanoida, Temoridae. The coding region runs from base 85 to 948 and encodes 287 amino acids. The transcript is spliced from 2 exons. The record is from RefSeq and is a predicted model, not a curated record.